AUGUGUUUAUCGAACACUUUAAGUGUUUUAUCAAACCUUACAAGAAAUCUUGAACAAUUCCUUGAAGUGCAUGAAAAGAAUGCUGAAUCACUGAAAAGAGCUACUAAAGAUCUUUAUGAUUUCACUUACAAGAAGCUCCCUGUUAAAAACAGCCUUUCAGAACUAGUAAUUGACCAUUUUGAUAAUGAGCAGAUUUGGCAAGAACUUGAACUUUACAAUACAGGUGUGAUUGGUGAACUUAUAAAAGAUUUAUCUCACUUGUUGGCCAGGAAAGAAAAAAUCUCUUUCAAGACAACUGCCAGUGUUGCAAGCAGCCAAAAAAAGAACUUGGAAGAAGACGAGGGAGAAGAAGAUGAGAGGGGAAAAGACGAGGGAGAAGAAAAUGAAGAAGAAAGUGAUGAAGAGCUUAAGAAGAUUAAGUCUAGGCUAAAAAUGUUUGACAAGAUUGCUAACAGAAAUAACAUCACUUCUGAUCUAGACAGUGACUUUGAUGCUGAUUCUGAUGAUUUGGCUAAAGAAUUCCAUGAAGAAAAUGAUAUGCUUCAUGGAGGAGAAACAGAAGAAGAGGAAGAGGACAAUGAAUUGGAAGAAAAAGUACGGUCAAAAGAUAAGAAAUCUGCUAAGAAAAAAGCUAGCAAACCAACAAUUGUUGAUGAUAAAUUCUUUAAACUUUCUGAAAUGGACAUGUUUCUAAAGCAGCAAGAUGCUUUGGAACUGAAAAAAUCCAAACAUCAGGCAGAAACUGAUGAAGAAGAUGAAGACAUUGAUAUGUUCGAAGACAUGGAAUCAGAUAAAGAGGAAAAUGUUGAUAAACUAAAAUUUGAUGAUUUCUUCCGUGGGCCUGAUGAUGAGCUUCCAUCAAAACGGGUUAGAUUCAAUGAUAAUAUUGAAAAAGAAGAAGACAAUCAAAGCAAUUCUGGAGAUUAUGUCACUCUUCCUGUCAGUAAGAAAAAGUCUAAACUUUUUGACAAUGAUAGUGAAGAAGAAAGUGAUGGAGAAGCUAUUUCUGAUAUCAUUGAAGAACCUGGUGAUAAAUCAACUUUUGAACUUCGUCAAGAAAGACUCCAGAAAAAGAUUUCGCAACUAGAAAAAGCCAAUGUUGCAGAUAAAUCAUGGCAAUUAAGUGGAGAAAUUGGUGCCAGUGCUCGUCCAGAAAACAGUUUAUUGGAAGAACAUGUGCAAUUUGAUAGCACUUUAAAAUUAGCUCCUGAAAUCACUGAAGACACCACAAAGACAUUGGAAGAUUUAAUUAUUCAAAGGAUAAAAGAUCAGGCUUGGGACGAUGUUGAAAGGAAAGUGAAAACUGCAGAUGCUGCAUAUGAAUAUAAAAAACCAACUAUGCUCGAUCAGGAGAAGAGCAAACUGAGCCUGGGUGAAAUUUAUGAAAAAGAAUAUCAAAAACAAGAAGAGACUCAAGAAGAUACUCAAAACAAAGAUAAUCCUGAACAUGAGGAAAUCAAGAAAAUGAUGAAUUCAUUGUUUAUGAAAUUAGAUGCUUUAUCCAAUUUUCAUUUUACACCAAAAAUUUCAAUUCCUGAUGUGAAAAUUGUAGCCAAUUUGCCUUCAAUCACAGUAGAAGAAGUUGCUCCUGUGGGUGUCAGUGAAAACCAGUUGGCAGCUCCAAAAGAAUUACUUGAACCAUUAAAAAACACUCUGAAAGGCAAAACUGAACGCAAUUCAGUGAAGACAUCUAAGAACAAAGCAUUAAGAAAACUUGAGAAACAAAGUCGAAGUAGCAAAAAAGUAACAGUCAUCAAGGCAAAUGUCAAGAAAGGCAAAACAUCAUCUGCUGAUUUCUUCAAUCAACUGCAGAAUGAAGUGACACAUGAAAUCAAGAAGAAAAAACAAGAUAAAAAGAAGACAAAUGCAAGUGGAAUAUCUUCUGUACAGUUAAAACUUUAG
This is a messenger RNA of Acanthosepion pharaonis, 1902 nucleotides long. The record is from the annotation of a GenBank genome assembly. Lineage: Eukaryota; Metazoa; Mollusca; Cephalopoda; Sepiida; Sepiidae.